AUGCUGAACGAGAUGCGACUGGGUCAAAUCACCCAAGACACAGUAGACACUUUCAAGAAGCUUGCAAGGCCACUCGAGUUCAACGAUGGCGUGGAGUCGGCCGAGCUCUUCCCUACGCGAGCACAGGUGGAUGGGUCCAACGAGAGAAGGUUGAGAGACUUGCCUGGAGCACCAACUCGAUAUGAUGCAAUAGACACAGGAGAUGUCAACAUCCGAGACAAGCUACUGGCAAACAUGAUGGCACCGAAAUCCAUCGAGCUCAAGAUGGAUUCCCAAGUCAUGCUUAUCAAGAACUUGGAUGGGUCCCUGGUGAAUGGGUCGCUUGGCAGAGUCAUCGCCUUCUCUGACGAGAGGACAUUUGACAUGACCAACAUGGACGACUACGAUCCGUUUAUGGACGACGCCAUGGCAAAGGCACGCAGGAAGCUGAAGGCCUUUAGCCGCGAACCUGACCCAGACGGGUCAGGCAUGAAGUACCCUGUUGUGCGCUUCAUUUCCACAGAUGGAGUGGCGCGAGUAAUCCUUUGCCAGCCCGAGGAGUGGAAGGUGGAGCUUCCCAACGGAGAGGUUCAAGCCAAGAGAGUCCAACUUCCCUUGAUUCUUGCGUGGGCGCUAUCCAUCCACAAGGCCCAAGGCCAGACUCUGGAGAGAGUAACGGUCAAUCUGGGACGGGUGUUUGAAAAAGGACAAGCUUAUGUCGCACUCAGCCGUGCCACCAGCCAGGAGGGGCUGCGAGUCUUGGGCUUUGACAAGAAUAAGGUCAUGGCCCAUCCGCGCGUCAUUACGUUCUAUCGGCAGCUCUACAGCGCCGAGGAAGCAGCGGCGAAGAGGCCAAACUCGAUUGCGGAUUUUAUCACAAAUCGGAAGGGCGUUGUAAAUACUCAGGUUCGAGAGGUUGUUGACCUGGACUCGGAAGAAGAGCGCGCAAUGGCAUAUUAG
Trichoderma harzianum CBS 226.95 is the source of this 939-nucleotide messenger RNA. RefSeq lists its product as hypothetical. The coding region runs from base 1 to 939 and encodes 312 amino acids. The record is from RefSeq and is a predicted model, not a curated record. Lineage: Eukaryota; Fungi; Ascomycota; Sordariomycetes; Hypocreales; Hypocreaceae. The transcript has a single exon.